Ctenocephalides felis (cat flea) is the source of this 1739-nucleotide messenger RNA. RefSeq lists its product as uncharacterized. Bases 158 to 1339 code for a protein of 393 amino acids. The transcript has 2 exons. NCBI's taxonomy places the organism in Eukaryota, Metazoa, Arthropoda, Insecta, Siphonaptera, Pulicidae. The record is from RefSeq and is a predicted model, not a curated record.
CAUAAUAUUAAAUAUAAAAAUAGUUCUAGCACAAAUUUUUCUAACUCCAUCUCCUAAUGAAAGUGUUUCAUCCGAAUCUGUGACCAUUAGCCUAGAAGACAUAAAUCUUAUUUUACAAGGAGACAUUGAAAAUAUUCAAAAAAGAUUGGAUUAUUUAAUGAAACAUGAUGCAGAAAAGUACAACAAAUUGCUAAAAUUUAUAAAUGAAAAUCGAGCAAGAUUGGAAAUUCUAAAUAGAUACACAUUGGCAACAAAAUGUGGAGAAGCAAUUGCUAAAGGCGAAUUUUCCAGGGCUGCUGAUAUUUUAAAAUCAGUUUUACAAUCGAAUUAUGAUGAAGUAAUUCAUGAGGCAUAUGGGAAUAGCUCACAAAAUUUUGGUACAAUUUUAAAUUUUGCGAAUUAUGUUUACAAUGAGGAUGGGAAUAAAGCAUUAUUGUUAUAUCAAGAAUUGUUUGAGCAAUCUAAAUCAACUGCAAAUUCCGAUAGUUUCUUACAAAUGGCUACUUUCAUCUCGACUUGUUAUAAUUACUCGGAUUGGACAAAUCUGAAGACCAAAGUUUUGGAUCAAAUGAUUCAAAGCAAAACAGCCGAAAUGGCGAAUGUAACAAAUGAUACAUCAAAUGAUCAAAAAUUUCGUGACAGUUCUUAUAAUUUUUUUAGCCAAGUAUAUUCUUUGGAUCAUGAUGCAGGAUUCACACUUUUCACCAACAUUAUUCAACAGUUAUACAAAAAAAUUGGUACACUUUCUCUCAUAGAUUUUGUAAGUAACAACACAAACUUACCACUGAGCAUUCAUGGGUUAUUUGUAGUAAAUAAAUUAUUGCAAACCAAUAAUUACGAUGAUUUUUUCACUUUUGUGCAAUACAUCAAAAAAGUGUAUGAACGAUCCAAUUUUCAACCAGAUGAACAGGAAAAAGUUGUCAAACUAAUACAAAAACUUCCUUUUUCUAUCCAGGCUGCUGCAUAUACAGACACGUUUUGUAUACAAAACAAAUUAUCUGGUAAUUUUCUAAAAGUUUUCAAUAAUGCAGGAACCUGGAACGUUUAUCUUUCACCUGGUGGAACUGCCUACAAAAGUACAAAAUGGGUUCUCAAGAAAUUUCAAUUUUUUUAUAUAAUGUCUCAGAGAUCUUUUUUCCCAGAAUGGUACAUCGAAAGCAAAUUAAAUGUUGAAUCCCAAAGGAACUUCCAAAUAUGGGUAACAUUUGAGGUGGAUUUGAUAAAUAAUUUUGUGUAUUUAAAUAGUGCUGGUUUGGGAUAUGUAACAGAUUCUGAAGGAAUGAUGUCUUUUGAUAAACAGCCUAGUGAAUUUUCACAGUGGAUUUUACAAAGAUGUUGAAUUCUAGAGAUUCUAAAAGUGUGAGUGGUAUAAGAUGUAUGGUGCCAAAAAUGCACAGGAGGGCAUAACGAAAAUCUAGUUCUAUAGCUGAAGGUACUGAUGAACACCACGAUCACCACCACGAAGGCGAACACCAUGAAGUAACUUGCGGAGAACACGAAACUUGAAGGAUUGCGCGUCACCAUGUGUCACCACCUGCGAAAACUACGGAACCCCACAUUUCUGUGCACCAAAAUGCGACACCAAGACCUGCGUCUGCGAUGAGGGUUACGUAAGACUCACCAAGGAAGGAAAAUGCGUUUUGCCUACUGAAUGCCCCAAGAAGGAAUAGAGGGAUUAAGCAGUAUUUUUUUAUAUUCAAAACAAGGAAAACAAAAUAAAUUUGCAAUUUUUAUUUAAA